AUGGGUUUUGAAGAUGGGCAAAUAGUUCUGGACAGUCCUAAUGGAACAUAUUACUCGGGACAGGCGGUCUGUGGAACAUUACAUUUUGUGCAGCCGAAAGUAAAAACAUUUAGAGGUAUAUAUGUACAAUUUAAAGGAUACUGUAAAGUCCAUUGGACCACCUCUCACACUAGGACGGUGAAUGGUAAGAGUGAAUCAUAUACAAAAUCUCAUGAUUCACAUGAAGAAUAUGUUAAUGUUAAGACUUAUCUAGUUGGAGGAGAGUCAGGUGAACAUAGCAUAAACCCUGGAACUUAUGAGUACAAUUUUAGAUUCAAUAUUCCUGUUAAUUGCCCAUCAUCAUUUGAGGGUCACUUAGGUCAUGUGAGAUAUGAGAUUAAAGCCGUAGUUGACAGAGCAUUUAAGUUUGAUCAGGAGAAGAAAGUUGCUGUACGUGUUAUGGCACCCAUGGAUCUUAAUCAAAAUCCUUAUUGCAAGGAGCCCUUGGAGCUGGAGUUCCAUGAUUCGUACUGCUGCUUCUGUAUGGGAUCAGGCUCAGCGGACACAACGGUGAAGCUGCCCGUAGCAGGGUAUUGCCCCGGACAAACUAUACCCAUUGAACUUAAAUGUUCUAAUCAAGGCAGCGUUGAGAUUGAUUAUAUAAAAUUGGAGAUUACCAAGAAACUGACCUUUACUGCAACCCAUGAGCCUGGUACUAGGACAGAGAAAGAAACUGUAGCAGAGAUCAAGAAGAAUUCUAUACCCACAAACACUAGCAGAGAUUGGACCGUAGAGAUGAUGGUCCCAGCCCUGGAUGUAUACAACUUGGACAACUGCCGGUACAUUGAUGUGGAAUACAAAUUCAAGGUGACAGUCAACCCUUCUGGAUGUCACUCAUCUACUGAUGGCAGUCGUAAGAUUAUAAUCGGAACAGUUCCACUAGUCGGUUUCCAAGACGAUGUACGAAACCCACUCGAAAGUCAAAUGCCGCAGCAAACGAUUACAGCCGUUACUCAGCAGCCAGUAGCAGGAAUUAGUUCCUACCCCGGAUCCCCAUACCCUCCCGUAGUUAAUGUUCAACCUUACCCUAAUACUGCCUCACCAUACCCGCCAGCUCCGUCACCCUAUCCACAAACCACACCACCCUAUCCACAAACCACUUCACCCUAUCCACAAAACACUUCACCCUAUCCUCCAACCACUUCACCCUAUCCCCAAAACACUUCACCUUAUCCUCCAACCACAUCACCCUAUCCACAAACCGCGUCACCUUAUCCAAACCCUGCAUCACCUUAUGCUCCAUCUUCUUCACCUUACCCAAAUAAAUCUCCAUACCCUGCUAGUAAUUCCCCCUACCCUCCUGCGAAUCCAUCAAGUUCUCCAUAUCCAGACAACCCUCCCCCAUAUCCUGGUAACAAUCAAGCAAAUAAUUCUCCAUAUCCAGCCAACCAAUUCCCUGCUACUAAUUCCCCCUAUUCCGCUGCUCCCUACCCUGCUACUAAUUCCCCCUACCCUGACUCGUCCCCUUACCCUCCUAAACAAGAUAAGCCCAUGGGUUUCUCAGUUCCAAGUGGUAAUGAGGUUAAUACACCACUUUUGCAGCCAAACCUCGAUCCCAGCCCAUACCCACCUACAUCAAGUCCCAACCCGUUCGCAGCUGCUAGCGCGCCCACAUUGGACUCGCCCGAUUCCCGUGUGUAUUAA
Danaus chrysippus (African queen) is the source of this 1683-nucleotide messenger RNA. The record is from the annotation of a GenBank genome assembly. Lineage: Eukaryota; Metazoa; Arthropoda; Insecta; Lepidoptera; Nymphalidae.